Lasiosphaeria miniovina is the source of this 828-nucleotide messenger RNA. RefSeq lists its product as uncharacterized. Bases 1 to 828 code for a protein of 275 amino acids. Lineage: Eukaryota; Fungi; Ascomycota; Sordariomycetes; Sordariales; Lasiosphaeriaceae. The record is from RefSeq and is a predicted model, not a curated record. The transcript has 2 exons.
AUGGACCGUGAGAACUACGCGGUCCCCCAAAGCGAGUUCUUCGAGAUGAUUCGUCAGACCAACUUUAGGAGUUCCGAUUCGCGUGGCAAGUGGCUGGCAACGAUGGAGAUGGGCAACCUGCCCUUUGUCUCCUCGGCGAGAGUAGACUCGGCGGUCGCCUUCUACUUGACACCGAGCCUCGGUGCGGACGACUACGAUGAGUCCACCAUAGAUCGCAGCCUAUUGGGUAUCAAUAGCAAUGUUGCUAUCAAGUUUGUUCCUCCCGAGGCUGGUAAUAGCAGCCCCAAAAAACGACGCCGCCAGGAACGGAGCUCUGGGGAGGAUUCGGUUCGCUCGACCGACUCAGGUGAUAUCGAUGCCGGGAAUGGCUUUAUCUUUGCGCAGCUGGGGCCCCUCUACGCCUUCACUGGACCACGCAGCUGGGAGGAAGUACGAUCUAGCGACACGGACGAGAUCAUCGAGGAGGGAGAAUGGAGCGCUAUUGGCUUCGGCGUUGUGGUGGAACUCGAUAAGCACGGUCGUCCGGGUCCCGUCUGGGUCAUCUACAACUUCUACGAAGACGACGAUGUAGAUUUUUCGACAAGGCGUAUUCACGUCCCCGUCCUCGACCCCGUAACAAUGCAAUAUCUCCCGCAUAUUGGUCGUCUUGUGGAAGGAUGUACUACGUCUUUCACAGUGGCCAAGAUUGCUGAGAGCUUGGGAGAGUUGGGUGUAGGGAAGGCCUUCACAUUUAACAUUAAGGAGGGUAAGGAGUGUCAGAUUGUACGGGUAAAGGGAUUGUCCGCUGGUCAGGGCACAUUCCUGGUGCGCCAGUUCGUUAAGGACUGA